AUGGCGAAGGACAGGAUUACCUCAAUAAGAAAGCCAAAGGCCCAGCCUGGCACACUCACUUCGGGCUUUCUGACUGCUGGCGGGAAACCUGUAUACGUACAAGAAGAAGCACUCAGUCGUGCUCACCAGCUUUUGUCUCAAUGCCCCACAGCUUCGUCCAGAGCUGUCCUGCAUGAUAACCGUGUGCCAACACUUUUCACAACUGGUACAGGAAAAGCAGUGACUGUCUCAGCUGACUCUCUGGCAAAGUCAAAGGAACAGCACAGCUCUCUGACAUCAGGUUUUUCAUCAGCCGAAGGCCAGCCUGUACAUGUUAAAGAAGGGGCUGUUAGUUGUGCCCAUCAACUUCUCUCCGAAACUCCCACCAAUGUGCAUGAGGGAAGUUUCCAGCAGAACGCGAUCCCCACAUUUUUCACUACUGGUUCUGGAAAGAAGGUGCAGGUUUUGGCAGAAUCUCUGAAAGCGGCGGAAGUGAUUUUUAACGAAAAAAGAGGCCUUCUGUCAAAUGUUACUGCGGAGGCUAACUAUAAAGAGGACAACUCCCUCAUGAGACCUGUGAACACCGAAAAUUCCAGCCAUGUGCUUACCAGCUUCAAGACAGGAUCAGAAAACGCGGUUUCCGUCUCAAAGAAGUCACUGUCAAGUGCUCGGACCAUUCUCAACAUUGAUGGCACUGACACUUCCUCUGGAGGCGGCCUUCGUGGAUCUGAUAGAAGCGUUGACCAAAGUGUAUCAAGUGAAGGUGAAAGCAUCCAGAGGCCGCCUGCUCUUGCCAACAACUCCAAGAAAGGGCAGGGAGCAUUCGAGCCUAACCAAGAACUUCUGAAUCAGGACGCAAAAAAUUCUACUCCUUCCACUGAAAAAGGCCGCUUGUCUGUAGACACUGGGGCACGUCAGGCAUCGUCGGAUAAAAGGACUCCAGCAUCUGCUCCAGGCAGAUUUGGCCAUGUCGGAACUCCCAUGUUUUCUUCAAAGAUGAAAUCUGCAUCUAAGACAAGCUUUGUUACGCCGUUCAAGGCGGUUGUUCUGGGCAAGGCACAGACGCCCGUGGCGGCACCAAGAGUCGUCUCUGGUCCACGAACUUUGUUUCCGGACAAAGCAAUUCGGCCCGGAAAACUCUGGAUCCUGCGGCGGGUUAUGAAGGUUGCUCGGCUGUCUCUCAGAGAUGCACUGCAGGGCCAGCAUCCAAAGUUCUACUCGUUGGAUCAGUUGAAAGGCUACGGUGUGCUGGAUUCAACAACCGCUGUCAAUUCCCAAAAUGCCGCUGACUUCGUUUUCUAUAUCUCUUCCUCGGACCGCCUUCUGAUAUUGGGAGAUGGAGCUACUAUGCAGUUAGAGUCCACAGAAGCGCACUUGGGAAAGGAUGAGUUCAGCAGCGCCUUUUUCUGCAUGCCUGGUGUGGACAGUGACCUGGUUUCUCAUGGAUGGCUGGAAAAUCAUUACCGCUGGAUUGUUUGGAAGUUGGCAUCCAUGGAACAGCACUGCCCCCAGGUCUUUGGAGGAAGGUCACUGACACCUGACCAAGUUAUGCUUCAACUGAAAUACAGAUAUGACAUUGAAAUUGACAACAGCUGCCGGUCAGCACUUCGAAAAAUAUAUGAGAGAGAUGAUGUCCCAAGUAAGGCAUUGGUGCUGUGUGUAUCAGCGUUGGAGCACAAGGAAGGCGGCGCUGUACAGUUGGAACUCACUGACGGCUGGUACAGCAUCCGUGCCGAGUUGGACGAACCUCUGUUGAGACUAGCUUCUACAGGGCGCCUCUUUGUUGGCCUCAAGCUUCUGACAUCGGGGGCUGAACUCGUGGGCUCUGCCGAGGCCUGCGUACCUCUAGAGGCACCAAAAGAUGCUGCAUUGAAGCUGAGUUACAAUUCGACACGGCGUGCACGCUGGGACGUUCGGCUGGGUUACUUUGUGGCACCAAGGCCGUUCCGCGUCUCCCUCGCCUCUCUGCAUCCCAAAGGUGGCCUUGUCGGAAGGGUGGACUGCUUGGUCAUCCGGGCCUACCCUGUCAUGUACCUGGAAAUGCUGCCAAGUGGAAUGGGUGUGAUGAGACAUGAAAAGGAAGAGCUGAUAGUUGCUGCAAAGCACGAGAAAGUGCGAACUUCUUUCAUUGAAAAAUUGACUGCCGAGGUGCUCUCUCAGGUGGAGAAAUCGGACACAGAGGAACUACGGCUUUCUGGCAUCCGGAUGUCGUAUUCAGUGAAGCAGAUCCAAGGACUGAACUCGGGAAGAGAUAUAUGGAAAGCAAUAAAAAAUUCUUCAGACCCUUCGGAAAUCGAGCGACUCCUAAGUGAAGAGCAACUUCGUCUGCUGAGGAGCUUCCAGGAGGAACAACUGUGCAGUCGGCAGGCGACUAUUCAGCAAAAGCUUGAAAGCGCCUUGCAGACAGCUACUGACGAAAACAAGUGCCCCAAGGAAAGAGUUGUGAUACCUGUUCUUAAAGUGCUUCUCGGCGGCAUUCAUGAGGCAGACUUGCGCAAGAACAUCUGCUGCCUGAUGUGUGUGUGGAGGCCAACAGACGACACCCGAGAACUGCUGAAGCAAGGCAAAGCGCUUUCCGUCUACAACGUCAACGUGACGUGUUCAAGGAAGGUACUGCCCGACAUCCAGAACAGCGCAGUGGAGUUGACAACGACAAAAAUGACACAGUUCGAGCCAGCAGAGUGCCCCGAUCACAUUCGCAUUUACUACAUGCGACAGGUGACCAGUUUUCCUGUGCUGCUCACAGAGAGCGGCUCACAAGGCCGAGCUGUUGACAUUGUUGGUUUCGUGCUUCGUGUCAGCCACCAAAAAGAAGGUACUGUGUUGACCCUCACAGAUGCCAGGUUCAACUUCGUGCAGCUGGUCGUUGGCAGGAAAGCAUCGGCCACAGAAGAGAGCAUGAAAGGCGAGUUUCUCUCUGCGACGGACGUCACGCUCAGGACGGGCAACGCAGACAGAAUUGCCACUCUAGAGACAACCGAGUUCUCAGUGCUGACGACUUCACCUGCAAGCAGCAGCCUUCAGCAUGCCCUGUCAACUCUUAGGACCUCCAUACAGGAUCCAUCGGACUUUGCCACCACCGCCUUGGCCAGGCUGCAGGCUCCGGUGCACAUCAACAGUCCACGGGUCACGCCAAGACCGCAGUGUGCGCCUCGACAAAUUACAAAGCUAACAUCGCCUGCGACACCUAGCAACACUGUACCCGUUAGGGUGCCCAGUGCUAUUUCAAGAACUCCCACUGAGCCAAGGCCAUCAGAUGACACUGAUGGGCUUUUACUGCCAAAGAGAAGAAUUGAAGUGGAGCCAGGUUCACCUGCCGAUGCAGUAUCGAAGCAAGUUCGCACAAAAAUAGCUCUCCUGGAGCGUUAUACGGCAUUGGCACCAAUAUCGCUCUGGGCUACUCCACCGUCUGCCAAAGCGAAAGCAGCCUUUCGUUGUGUCAAAGGCAGCCCUAACAACAACCCACCGCAAGAGAGCCCUCCAAUGGACUUUGACUAGUGACAAACCUUGUAACGGUGCAUUUGUGGUGUUCCUUGUGGUUUACACACCAUGGUAACAUUUGUACACAUAAAUAUGCUUGUGGAACAUUUUAAUACAUUAGUUUUGCCACCACUGUGGUUAUGUUACACCAUUGUCAAAAGAAUAGUAAUUUAUCACAUAACUUGCUACAGUAGCAAUAACUGAGCAACACUUCAAGAUUGAAUAGCUUUGUGUGCAUGUUCAUGUUGACAAUGUACAGAUUGUAGCACUUUUUAGGCUAAAACAUGGUUUUGCAUCUACCGCCAUAGAAACUAUUUUUCGUUGCACUAGUCAAAGAUAUGUUUAUAGCAAGCCGUGAGCAUCUCAAUUGCUUGUAAAUAGCAUAUUCCGGAAACAUUUAAUGACUACCAUAUGGCGAGUUGUAAGGUUAAUGCACCCAGAACUAGGUAAUUGAAUGUCAUGACAGGUUGAUUUUAAAAAUAAGUGAUUUCUUUUUUCCUACAAAAACCGUGUUGCCUAUAUUACAUGAUAUUUAUAACUGCACAGUUCUCUUCCCUACAGGAGCUGUCUUCACAAAUUAGUUUUACAAACUAAAAAGUAU
Messenger RNA from Rhipicephalus sanguineus (brown dog tick), 4060 nucleotides. Its product is annotated as breast cancer type 2 susceptibility protein homolog. The record is from RefSeq and is a predicted model, not a curated record. Lineage: Eukaryota; Metazoa; Arthropoda; Arachnida; Ixodida; Ixodidae. Gene Ontology annotation, cellular component: nucleus. Gene Ontology annotation, biological process: regulation of DNA-templated transcription; double-strand break repair via homologous recombination. Bases 1 to 3477 code for a protein of 1158 amino acids. The transcript has 16 exons.